Molecule: messenger RNA, 3658 nt
Organism: Camelus dromedarius (Arabian camel)
Lineage: Eukaryota; Metazoa; Chordata; Mammalia; Artiodactyla; Camelidae
Gene: AS3MT
Product: arsenite methyltransferase
Exons: 9
Coding region: 61-1254 (397 amino acids)
Biological process (GO): arsonoacetate metabolic process; toxin metabolic process
Cellular component (GO): cytosol
Molecular function (GO): arsenite methyltransferase activity
Source: RefSeq, a predicted model, not a curated record
GGAAGAUACUAAUUCAUAGUAACAGCCUCUUCUUGGCUGGAAGGACCGAACACAGCCAAGAUGACACUGAGCCCAGCAGGGCCAGAGCAUCAGGUACAGACAGGUGACAGGACUGCGCCGAGCGUCGCGCUGAGGCGGCGGUGGGGUCCCGACCCGGCGGGGCGGGGCCGGCCAGCUCAGCGGCGGGGAUCAGGCCUGCCUGCCCCGGGGCGGGGCCUCGGGAGCACCGGGCUGGCUGCGGCGGGGGACCCAAGUCCUAGAGUCCGGAGACCGAGGAGGAGACAGUAUUAUGGCUGUGGUCUGGUCAUCCCUGAGUGUCUGGAAAACUGCUGGAUUUUGGACCUGGGUAGUGGAAGUGGCCGAGAUUGCUAUGCACUUAGUCAGCUGGUUGGUGAAAAGGGACAUGUCACUGGAAUAGACAUGACAGAAGGUCAGGUAGAAGUGGCUAAGAAGUACAUGAACUAUCACAUGGAAAAAUACGGCUUCCGGGCACCCAAUGUGACUUUCAUUUAUGGCUACAUAGAGAAAUUGGGAGAGGCUGGAAUCAAGAAUGAGAGUUAUGAUAUUGUUAUAUCAAACUGUGUCAUUAACCUUGUACCUGACAAACAACGAGUGCUGCAGGAGGUGUAUCGAGUACUAAAGCAUGGAGGAGAGCUGUAUUUCAGUGACGUCUAUGCUAGCCUUGAAUUGCCAGAGGAAAUCAGGACACACAAAAUAUUAUGGGGUGAGUGCCUGGGUGGCGCUUUGUACUGGAAGGACCUUGCUAUCCUUGCCCAAAACGUUGGCUUCUGCCCUCCACGUUUGGUCACUGCCAAUCUCAUUACAGUUCAAAAUAAGGAACUAGAAAGUGUGAUCGGUGACUGUCGUUUUGUUUCUGCAACAUUUCGCCUCUUCAAGCUCCCUAUGACAGGACCAACUGAAAGAUGCCAAGUUACUUACAAUGGAGGAAUCACAGGACAUGAAAAAGGACUGGUAUUUGAUGCGAAUUUCACAUUUAAGAAAGGUGAAACUGUUGAAGUAGAUGAAGAAACAGCAGCUAUCUUGAAGAAUUCACGAUUUGCCCAAGAUUUUCUGAUCAGACCAAUUGGAGAGAAGUUGCCAACACGUGGAGGCUGCACUGCUUUACAAGCAAAGGAUAUAAUCACAGAUCCAUUCCAGCUUGCAGAAGAGUCUGACCAUAUGAAGUCCAGGUGUCCCCCUGAUGCUGCUGGCGGCUGCUGUGACACAAAGAAAUGCUGCAAAAACUACAACUGACUUCUACAAGUGAAGACACUGGGCAGGAGGCUAAGAAAUGCGUCACUAUGUCUUAUCCUGCUCUUCCACAUAGCACAUACUUACAAGCAAGAAUAAACGGCAAAACAUCCACUGUAUUCUAUAUUACUGAUAAAAAUAAAUGAAUUAUUUUUACAAAGUACUAAUUAAAGGUUCACAGCAAAUCACCUAAAGACUAGUUAAGCAGUUUUUGUCUUGACUAAUUCAAAGUUCUGGUGCCACUUAGUGGUCAGAAAUGGAACUGAGAAGCAGUGGAAAAGCCUGGCCAAUGGGCAAGAAAGGCUUCAGAAGUAACAGUUGGCCAAGGGUCUCAGACAAAACGUGCUCCUUCUGACCUGCAUAGCACCUGUUGGACUUUUCAGCAUGUUUGCUCAUUAAACAAAAUUCCUACUGAAAUCUUGGUAAUCCUGGGAAAAGACGGCCAAAUUAAAUUUGGUAGGAGUGCUCUUGAGGUAACUGGUCUUUUAAAUUAAACAGUUUUUUUUUAUUUGAGUGAAGAAACAAAUGAAUAAUAAUUUUUUGGACCCAGUUCACCCUAAUGUGUGACAGUAUAAUGAGUAUCUGCAGUAAAUCUUAACCAGAUCAGAAAGAGUUUGAUAAUUUUUAAAAGAUGAGCUAGGAGAUAGAAAAAUGGUGGUUUUUUUUUUUUUUUUUUCCUUUAUAAGGUGUCCUGGUUAAACUUUUAGGAAGGUAUUAGAUUUAGUUCUAGUUUCUAUAGUUAAAAGAAGAAGAUUGAGGAAUAUUUCAAGGAUGGUUACAUCAUUGAAAAUUAAAAACAUUAAGGAAAGUUUCAAGAAUGAUUAAAUAAAUUGAAGUCCAGUUGUACUUGAAGACUUUGUCAGGGGGACACAGAAAGGGGGACACAGAAAAAUAUAAGCCAUUAUCCUUGUCAUCAGGAGCCAAGAGUUCAGUUUUUUAGUAACAGCCUUCAAGGAAUGAAGAAUUUCAAGGAAUGAAGAAUUUCAAGGAAUGAAGAAUUUCAAGGAAUGGAGAAUUUUGAUAUAAUCUUGACUAAUUGCUCUGAUCUCAGUGCAGAAAGAGCCAGGGGGAACUGGCAUGGCCCGAGAGAUUCUUUAGUUAGAGGUAUGAGAAUUUUUAGAUCUUGUAGAACAUUGGGAUGAAUUUCACAGGACAGACCCCUGUUUUAACAAAGCUUUUAAAAAUGGAGAAAUUGUCAGAUUUCUGAGUCGGCUUCAGCUGUAGUCCCUAACUUACUAUUACAAACCGAGGAAAGGAUAGGUAGUAUGUUUUAAGCCCAAUUCAUAUUUGUGACCUUGAUUCUAAACAGUGCUUUCUUGGUUCUAAAUUUCAAUAUCUACCCAAUUGUACCCUACUUCAGUGACAGCAUUAGUUAGAAUGCUACAGCUGGGAUUAAGCAUACUUCACUAGGCACGAGUGCUCGAAGAUCCUAUGAGGGGAAAUAAUGAAAAAAAAGUAGGGGGGGUGUUCUGGUUAUUUCGUUUAUUAGGCUUUUCUAAAUUUAGGAGGAAGAGUUAGUAGCUUUUUGCUUGUCAUUCUGAACUUCUCAGUUCCCCCAGAAGACGUUGAGUGAUGAGACUGGGCUAGAAAUUCACACUGUUCUUUUCCUAAGAAUAACAUACUUUAUAUACUAAUUUCCAACAAAAGUGUACAUCUUAAGAAUCGCGUUUGAUAUAGAAUCUAGAAAAGAUAUGUAUUAAGACAAUAUAAAAUGAAAGUAGAUGUAUUUUACCCAGGAACAUGCCAUAAAGUUAUUUAAAUAUUAAGAAUAGGUGAAAUAGACAACUAGGAAUGUGACCUUUUAAGAACUUUAAGAGGGAGAGGCAGUAUGGAGUGAUGAUUAAGAGCCAAAAGCUGAUGCCAAACGUUACAGUUUUUUUUCCCUUUCACCUCUGCCGCUUAGUAUUUUGGCCUUGAGAAAAUAAUUUAACAUCUCUGUGCCUUUGUUUCCUCAUUUGUACGAAGUUCUUUGAAAGCGUGCGUAGCAGAGUUUAGAUUAUUUUUAGUUAAGAUCUGUCUGGCUGCUGUGAGCAUGUGAUGUCAGGACCAGCUGAAGGCCGAUGCUUCUUUUGCUGCUAGAAUGUGGUUUAAAAAGCUGCCCUGUAGGUCUUUUGAUAGGCUUACCUCCAGCAUUUUAUUAUUACCAUUUUUCAAAUGUACAGAAAAUUUUAAAGAAUUGCAGCAAUGACUCAUUUACCUACCACCUCGUUUAUAUACUUGUGAACCUUCUGCAAUCAUUUAAUACGUUUUAACAUUUAUAUUUACUAACAGCAGAGCUACAGAAACAGAGACCUAAUUCUUUUGUUGUCACAAACACUUUUCAAAAGAUGCUGGACUUAAAGAGUUUCAGGAGUAGAUUUUUCUCUUAAUUGAUUGUUGUAUCAAAUAAAGUAUUUUCAGUCCUUCA